This is a messenger RNA of Doryrhamphus excisus (bluestripe pipefish), 2953 nucleotides long. RefSeq names its product filamin A-interacting protein 1-like. NCBI's taxonomy places the organism in Eukaryota, Metazoa, Chordata, Actinopteri, Syngnathiformes, Syngnathidae. The record is from RefSeq and is a predicted model, not a curated record.
CUGCAAGCAAGAGUCAGUGCGCAGAGCACUUCUCAUAAUGUUUGGUUUUCCGCAUGGAAUGUCCACAUCACUGGGAUCUCCGGGAAUAGGGAGAGAGGUGAAAGAGUUGAGGCCCAUCGAAAUCUCAGAGGAUUGUUAAAAAGGAAAGGACAAAAGGUCCCUGGGACAGACUGAAGCUCCUGAUUGUAAAGGAACGGCAAUACCGGGAGCUAAAGGAGACAAACAAAGAAAAGGAAGUGUUGUUUCUUAAAGGAGAGCUCAAUAAGCUGAAAGCUUUCGCACUGCUGCUUGUGAAGGAGCAACAGCGUUUGGAGGAGCUACUAAAGGAGCACCAGUGUUAUGUUAAAAAGCUAAGCACUAUCGCCGACAGUGUUGACCAGGAGGUCAGGUCUGCAAAAGAGAGGCGCCGGCAGCAGCGGCUGAAUUCAAUGCAUCCUGAAGCGGAGCAACACAGCAGAGAGUUCCAGCGAGCCGGCUGCACCAUGACGGCUCAACUCCCCGAAGGGGCAACUCAAAAUCAGCCGCUGCGACAGCAGCAUGUGAGCGUCGGUCGCCGAAUCGAUGCUCUAGAAGAGAGGAGGAAUUCCACAAGGGAGGAGGUGGAACUUAAGGAGGCGGGUGAUCGAGACCCGGGACAACUGGGGUCACUUUCAGAAGUGGAGGUACUGAGGAGACGGGUGGUGGAAAUGGAAGGGAAGGAUGAGGAACUGAUCCGGAUGAGCGACCAGUGCCGGGAUCUGGACCGUAGACUGGUGAAGGAGACCAAAAAUUGCUGUAGCCUGAAAGUUGAGGUGGACGGGCUCAACGGUAGAAUCAGUGAACUGGACAGGAUAGAGGAAGCUUUGGGCAAAAGCAAACAGGAGUGUCGUAGUCUGCGAGAUAGUUUGGAAAGAGAGAGAGACGCAAGCAAGUUACUGUCAGGUGAGGUGGACUCCCUGAAGGUCAGGGUGAGAGAGCUGGAGUCAAGUGAAAGCCAACUAGAGAAAAGUGAAGCGGCGAUUAGACGCGACUUAGUCAUGCUCAGGUCCCUGACGGCGGCCUUGGUGGAGGACAGGAAGAACGUGUCCGAGAGGCUGCAACAAGCUGAAGAAAAGCUCGGUGGGCGGGGGAGCAAAGGGGAAGAGGGGACGCUGAGCUCCAAGGUAGAUAUGGACGGAAGGAUAAUCGGGAUGGAGAAUGAAAGGGACAAGCUCCAGGAGAGACUCACAGCGGAGGAGCAGAGAAAUGCAGAGCUAGAAAGUAAAAUGGCCACGAUGAGGAAAAGGUUACAGGUUUUGGAGAACAGGAGAGAGAAGGAGGAGAAGUACAUGCAAGGAUCCAUCCCCAACAAUUCCAGCCCUCGUUCCCAAACAGAGGAAAACAAAGUCAAACAGCUAACAUGGGAGCUGGAGAGGCUACAGAAAAGACUACAGGACAAGGAGUUAAUGGAGAAAGAGCUAAUGAAAGUAGAAGACAACUAUGAAUCUCUGGAAAAGAGAUUCAAGGACGAACAGAUUAAAUCCAAGUCUCUCGUCAAAGAACUGGAUAUGGCGAAAAAGGAGCUUUCUGGAUACAAGCAGGCAGAGAAGCAGGAGGUCAACCAGGAGCAUCUUCUCCUCUGUCGUCUUCAGAAGGAGCAGGUCAAGUCUAGACUGCUAGGGAGGGAGGUCAAUAGCCUGAAGGAGCAACUGCAGAAGCUGAUGGGGACAGAGGAAUCCAUCAGCAGAGUGCAGACAGAUCAUUCUGUACUCCAGGGUAAGCUGACCCACCAAGAAGCCAGGAACAGGGAACUAGCCCAAGAAAUGAGGGAACUGAGUAGUGAGCUAGACAGAUACAGACGCCUGAAAAACCUAACACCAGUAGGUGAGAAUGAAGAGCAUGCAAACCUUUAUCACACCACCAAGGAGGUGCAAACCGAUUCCACAGACAACCUGCCUCCAGACUACCAACUCCCGUCAAUAAUUAACGAAACAUUUGACGGGAAAGGCAGUAAUGAGGAUCCCAACCACAACGUACAAGUCACAGACAACCAGGGACCAAGUCUGGUCAACAACCUGAACAGCUUAAACAGUGCUAACAACAUUGUGUGCCAAAACAGAGGCCACCCGACCAAUGGGCUCAAUUUGCAUCAAGCAGCUAACGGUGAUGUGAUGAUGCUAACGCACACACCUGGGCAGCCCCUGCAAAUCAAGGUGACCCCUCAUCACAUUCUCAACACGGCCACCCUUGAGAUCAGCAGCCCCACCGCCGACACAGGCGCCUCUUACACCAGCACCGCCUUCAUCCCGUCCGGUGGGAAUACACCCAACCAAAGAAUCACCAUCAUCCAGAAUCCGCUCAAUGCUAAAAGCCCACCUUCGAGUCCUGAACGCACCAUUUCCCUACUUAACGGAACGCCCAUCUCUCGAAUGAUGAGCCCGAAUUCAUCCCGUUCGGCGACACCCGACCUACCCAUUCAGAUUCUGACCGUCCGGACUUGUUCUCCGGAGCCGACCGACAUGGGAAGCCCAUCUGCUACAUUCUGCAAGUCCCCUGAACGCCAGAACAGCUGGCACCACAUAUGCGCCAACAGCAGCCCCGACUCGAGUCCGAGCAUCAUCACCACAGAGGACAAUAAGAUCCACAUCCACCUGGGGAGCCCUUAUCUCCCACCUCAUAGCAUGGCGCCACCUGUCGGACCGUACUACCUGCGACACGAGCAGAGGACUCAAGUGCUGGCCAAUGGCUGCCAUGUUAAAGGUGUUGGCAAGAUUACAAGUAGCAUUACCAUAUCCCCUGCAGCCUCUCCAGCCUCACAGUCCUCCAUGUAAUAUAUUGAGGUCAUAUUGGAAACUUACUGAAUACUAAGUGCAUACGUUCCUCUGUGAUAAUGCAAUUUCCUAUGACGAAACACCGUAUUUUGCAAUAAAAAUGUUUAGUAAUACCUACAGUAGAUUUUAUGUACCACCUGUAUGAAACACUGUUACAAUACAAU